AAAACGAAGAACAAUUUCUUGAUUCCACAAGAGAGAGCGUCCGCAAUCCCUAAUUUUAUAACUUCAAGAACAGUUGAACAUGAUUUGUUGCUUUUACUUCACAAUCAGUUCUCGCCGUCUAAAACUCAUUCGACGGCCUCACAGUUCGUCGGCAAGAUUCUAUGCCGUCGCAUCCCUUGAUCGUUUCAAUCAGUGAAGGGGAAGAGAUUUCAGUCAUACUCCCAAGUUUCUGUUCAUUUCAUCUUCGAUUUGGAUGCAAAGCGCUCUCGACGGAUUCGGGAUUUCGAUUCAUGAAUUUAGACGACGAAACAGGGCGAGCACACGACUCUAUUGAGAUUAACGGAGAUGCAGCUGAAGGAAAUUUGAUUUUGGAGCCAUAUGUUGGUAUGGAGUUUGAUUCUGAAGAUGCUGCAAGAAAAUUUUAUGUUGAAUAUGCGAGACAGAUGGGGUUUGUCGUGCGAAUUAUGCAGCGACGUUGUUCGGGAAUUGAUGGAAGAACGUUAGCCCAGAGGCUUGGAUGUAAUAAACAAGGUUUCUCUCCGAAUCGAAGAGGGAUUUAUGGAUCAGAUAAGAAACCACGGCCUAGUUCACGAGAGGGCUGCAAGGCAACGAUUUUGGUGAAAAUGGAGAAGUCUGGAAAAUGGAUUGUUUCAAGAAUUGUGAAGGAUCACAAUCAUCCCUUAGUUGUUUGUUCUAAUGGUUUCAGCUGCUCGGGCGAUAAAGAUAAGAAGAUCGAGGAACUUAAAAUGGAGUUGGAGCAUCAAGAGCAACAAUGCGUAGCUUACCGGGAAAAGCUUUUCGAUUUCAUCUCAACGGUGGAGGAACAAACAGAAGAAUUGUCUUCAAAAAUACAAAUGAUCAUCGGCAAUGUAAGGCAAGUUGAAUCUGGUACGCAAAAACAUUAUCCAUUUCGACAAUAGUAAAUAAAACUUGAAUAUGCACAGAGUUGAAAAUUUGAGUCUCAAUGAUGUUCUUGAUUUAGUAAUGUAUAGCAGCCAUUGAUGCAUUGAUCUGAAGAUGAGAGUAUUGAAAGAAUUUCGUAGCGUUUUCUGGUCUUGAA
Molecule: messenger RNA, 1060 nt
Organism: Cucurbita maxima (winter squash)
Lineage: Eukaryota; Viridiplantae; Streptophyta; Magnoliopsida; Cucurbitales; Cucurbitaceae
Product: protein FAR1-RELATED SEQUENCE 6-like
Exons: 3
Coding region: 162-920 (252 amino acids)
Source: RefSeq, a predicted model, not a curated record